UAAUUAUAUUUAUAAUAAUAAAUAGUAAUAAUAAUAAAAAUAAUAAAUAAACCAUAAUUUAUAUUUAUGAAAAAUUAAUUUACUUUUAUAUUUUAUUUUUUUAAAAUAAAAAAAUAAAAAUUUUUUUUAAAAUUUUUUUAAUUAAAAUUAUAUUGAUUUAAAAAAAUAUGAAUUAUAAUAAUGAUUUAUAUUCUAGAAAUAGAGGUAGUAAAUUUUCAAGAUUAGGGUUUAAUAAUAAAAAUAAUUAUAGUUUUACAAAUAAUAGAAAUAGUAGAAAUAAUAACAAUAAUAAUAACUAUAAUAGUAAUAACAAUGGUGUAAAUAAAAAUGGUUUCAUUAGUAGAGGUGGAUACCUAAGCAAAUUAUACGCACAAAUUGCAUUACCACAGUUUAUCAGCAACCAUAAAUAUGUAAUAUUGGUAAAGAGAUACUAUAAACGAUUCAACCAAAGUAAAUACAGAAAGCUACAAUUUGUUUUUCAAGUAUUGGUAUUAUUUUUAUUGUUACAACACACAUUAAACAAAUUUCAAAGAACUGACGACAGUGAUUCAACAUUAAUAAGAUACAGAAAUAAUUUAUGUGUUCCCAAAGAUUCCUAUAUUAGAUCACCCGAAUUUCAAGAUGUAUUUUCUUCUGACAAUGUUUUAUUCAACGGUAGAAUCGACAAGUCAAUACUGUGUAAUGAAUAUUUAAAUAAAGACCACCCAAAAUUCAAGAAAUUCAUUUGGAUAUUUGUUGAUAGUUUAGCACAUGAUCAAGCUUACGAUAUUAUAGAGCCAUUUAAAGAAACCUCCGAUGUAUAUAGAGUUUUAACUCAUGGUUUCAAAUUUUCAACUGCAAUUUACACUACAUUCUUUACUGGUAAAAUACCUACCAACUAUGCUGGUAAACCAAUCCGUUCCGAUAAUAUAUUCUAUCAAUUUAAAACAAGUGGUUUCAAAAUGCAUUUCGUUGGUCCAGAAUUUCCUGCACCUGCUCUUUUAGCCGACUCACCAUCAAUUCGUAGAUAUUUCGAUCAGUAUACAAUUGUCCCUGAUGAAAGUCAAUUGUUUACUCAAUUAUUUGGCGAUAUUAGAACCCACCACCCUUCUGAAGAUAGUGUAUACGAGAAAUUAGAUUCACUUUCAUCUGGUGGAAAAAAGAGUGUAAUGUUAACAACUAAUCUUUUGGAUGAUAAAAUUCACCGUAAUGGAAAGACUCAUCCACCAACACUUCAACUAUUAUCCAAUUUCCAAAAAAAUAUACCUCUCGUAAAGAAAUGGUUAGCUGCUCAUCCUGACUAUAUUUUUAUUUUAAAUAGUGACCAUGGUGGUAGUAAGACUGGUGGUCAACAUGAAGGUGAGCUCCAUGGUGCUAAAGAUGGUGGCAAUGAAGGUUUCUUUUUAUUUUUUAAUCAAUUCCUCAAAUCACACUCUGAAAACUUUAACAGACCCUGGUUAGAUACUGUCGAUUUAGCUCCAACUAUUGUUCGUUACUUUAAGGAUGUUAACAUUCCAUUGGAAUCUUUAGGUUUAGUUUCUACAGCUCAUCAUGACGACAGUGUUGCAAAUAAAACCUCAAUUUAUAUUGACCUCUUAAACAAUGCCAUUCAAAUUAGAGAACUUUGCAGACUCAAAAACUUCCCAUACAAAGAAAGCGAUUUUGAAAAAGCAAUAAGUUUAGGUACUUCAAUAAUGGACAUUGGUCCACAGCAGUUAUCUCAAAAAAUUGAAGACUUAAAGAAAUUUAUUAUCAAUAUUAAAGAACCGAUGGUAGAAUUUAAAAAAUUUCCAACUAAUUAUUUAAUUAUAAUUGGCUUUUUAAUUUUUGUUAUUCAACUUAUAAAUUUAAAUAUUGAAAUUACACAAAGCGAUUUAAUUUUAAUGUUAAAAAAUAAUUUCUUACCAACAAUAUUGCCAUAUUUUUAUAUUUAUAUCGAUUUCUUAUUUUUAAAAUUCGAUUAUCACAAACACUUUACAAAUACAUUCAUAUUUUAUUUAAUAAUAAUACCAAUAAUAAUAUUAUAUUUAAUUUAUAAUUUAAAUUUAGAAAAAUACAGUAAUGAUAUAAAUAAUUUAUUAUAUAACGAGGAUAUUGAUAACAAUAAUAAUAAUAAUAAUAAUAACAAUAAUAAUAAUAUUCAAGGUCAACCAGGUUUACAAAAUCAACAAUUACCACAAACCAUACAGCAACAACAAGCAAAUCAACAAUUAGAUGAUGAAAAUAUUAAUCAAAAUCAUUUAGACAGAGUUCAAAAAGAAGAUCAAAAUAAAGAAAAUAAUAAAGAUGACCAAUCACCAAACCAACAAUCAAUUCAAAUGAUACCUGUACAACCCAUAAACCCAGAUGAUUUAAUACAGCUACAACAGUUAGAACAGUAUAACAUUGAACAUCAAAAAGAUAUUCAAAAGAGCCAAGAGCAAAUUCAAUUGCAACAACAACAGUUCUUACAAGAUCAGCAACUUUACCAACAACAGCAGCAAAUCGUUAUUAAUAAUAUAGAUUUAGAUUGGUUACAAACAUUAUUUUUUAAUAUUUGUUUUAUAAUGUUUACAUUUGUAUCUGGUAAUUUUGUUAUAGAAUUUUUACCAAUGUUAUACGAAAUGUUUGAAUCAUUCAGAUUCAUUAUAAACUACGUUUUACUAUUCUAUCUACUCUAUUUAUUAAUACUUUCAAAGACCCAACUUCUUCAAUCCAGUUCAAAUGGCGGUGGAUUUUCGAUUUCAAAUCUAAUAAUUAGCAAUAACCCAAUCAAUGUUUUAAAUUCAGCACAAUCCAAAAUGAUAUUUUUAAAGAGUGGUGGUGUUUAUUAUUUUAUCGCACAUUUGUUCUUUUUAUAUGACUUUACUGGCCACACUAUGCCCUCUGUAAUGCAGUUAGCCUAUUUUAUAAUGGUAUUACAAGUCCUCUCGUUAAUUGCUCUUGGCAACUUUGUCGAUGAUGCCUUUAUUGUUUCAAAUUUACUUUUGUUUGCUGUUAGUACCGAAAAUCAAAGAUUCUAUUUACUCGCUUUCUUUGGUCCACAACUUUAUCUCUUAUCAAAUACCUAUUGUUCAAGUGUUAGCUCAUGGCGUUUAGGUCUUCAAACUAGCUCCUUCAAUGGCAAACUUAAAUCAUUGUCACGUAUGAUUGUAUUGUUCAUGGUAACCCUUUCAUUCAGAUCCUACAUGUUUAUGGGUGGUCAGUUUAAUAUGAAUGUCGAUGUUAGGGCUGGUAAUAUCGGUUUGUUAAAUAUGGAAGAUUAUCCAACAGUUAGUGGUUUCUUAAUGGUUUUCCAUAAACUAGGUUACUUUUUCAUUUUAAUUACCUUUUUAAUUAGACUUUCAAAAUCAUAUAGUCACCAAGAUAUUUCAUCGCAAUCAUCUUCAAAUGUAAUUUCAAUUUCAAAUAAUAGUAACAACAAUAGCAACAACAACAAUAGCAACAUUAUCCCAGAUAGCAUGGAAUUAAAGAGUUGGAUUUUUAGAAUUUUAGCACAAAAAUCAAUUGUAUUAAUGUGGAUUUUUAAUUUAAAUUUCUGGCAAUAUAAAGAUUAUUUAGAUUGUUUCAUUUCAACUUUAAUCAUCUCGAUUAUAACAGUAGGUUUUGGUGUAUGUUUACUUUUUGAUGAAUUAUCAAAAUUAUUAAAACCAGCUGUAUCUAAAUAUUUAAAUAAACAUCAAUCAUACUAAAUAAUAAACAAUAGUAAUCAUUAUAAUAACAAUAAUAAUAAUAAUAUAAAUUAUAAUAAUAAAACAUAUAUAAAUUAAUUUAUUUAUAUUU
Molecule: messenger RNA, 3741 nt
Organism: Dictyostelium purpureum
Lineage: Eukaryota; Evosea; Eumycetozoa; Dictyosteliales; Dictyosteliaceae
Exons: 3
Coding region: 168-3650 (1160 amino acids)
Source: RefSeq, a predicted model, not a curated record